Messenger RNA from Symbiodinium pilosum, 156 nucleotides. NCBI's taxonomy places the organism in Eukaryota, Dinophyceae, Suessiales, Symbiodiniaceae. The record is from the annotation of a GenBank genome assembly.
GACACGGUGGAGUUCAACAUGCUCCUCGGCUUGCGUCGGACUCACCCUCCUGAUGUCAUCGGCAAGUAUGCCCCUGGCUCUUUGAUCGGUGUCGUUGGCGGGGUUGCCGGCAUGCCGCGGCUGACCUGCAGCGAGAGCAGCAUGCUGAAGCAUUGA